This is a messenger RNA of Zingiber officinale, 816 nucleotides long. Its product is annotated as CBS domain-containing protein CBSX3, mitochondrial-like. The record is from RefSeq and is a predicted model, not a curated record. Lineage: Eukaryota; Viridiplantae; Streptophyta; Magnoliopsida; Zingiberales; Zingiberaceae. The transcript is spliced from 8 exons. Gene Ontology annotation, biological process: regulation of DNA-templated transcription. Bases 1 to 816 code for a protein of 271 amino acids. Gene Ontology annotation, molecular function: histone binding.
AUGGACCAUGGAUCGGCAGCCAAAAACUCCCGCCUGGUGGAGGAGGUGUUCCGCGACAUCAAGGGUCGGCGAGCUGCCAUCAUCAGGGCGCUCACCACCGAUUUCGAGGACUUCUAUCAACAAUGCGAUCCCGGAAACAUGCAGGGAGCAAUUCAAGCACUCCGUUUGCACGGGAAUGCCCUUAAGCGAGGUGUUCUCCAACACAUGCGUGUGAACCCAGCGAUGUUACCUACUGUGUUUUCAUGUUUUGAGCCAGUUUCGUCUACACAGUUGGAAGAGCAUGGUUUUGAAAGCACGACUAUCCAGGAUGUUCUUACAGCUAAGGGGAAGAAUACUGAUGGUUCCUGGCUGUGGUGCACAACUGAUGACACUGUUUAUGAUGCUGUCAAAUCUAUGACACAACACAAUGUUGGAGCUUUAGUGGUGGUGAGACCCGGAGAAGAGAAGGCAAUUGCUGGAAUUGUUACUGAGAGAGAUUAUCUCCGAAAAAUGAUUGUACAGGGAAGAUCUUCCAAGUCAACUAAAGUUGGUGACAUCAUGACUGAAGAGAAUAAACUGAUCAUAGUGACUCCAGAUACCAUGGUUCUACAGGCAAUGCAAUUGAUGACAGAAUUUACACCAGACAUAAUUGAUGCUCGCUUAAACCAAGCUGUUGCCACCCUUGAAGAUCUUCUGAAGCCUGUGGACGAGUCAAUGGACUACUAUAAGAAGCAUCAGCUCAGGGAGUUGGCCAUACUCAAUGGCACGUUUAGGGAAGUGAGUCCACAAAUGAGCCCACAAACGUUCAGGGAGUUGCCCCACAGGAAACAGUUGUAA